AUGUCGGCAGGAUACUUUCCCAAGCGCACAAAGGUUGGCCUUGAAGACCUGUUCAAAGGCCUAGUGACAGCAUCCCACAUCCUCCACAACAAUGGCGUACUUGAUGCGUACGGCCAUAUCUCAGUCCGCAGUCCGGACAAUUCAUCCACAUUUUGGAUGCCGUAUAAUACGCCUCCGGCUUUGAUCAGCACCUCUGAUGAUCUUGUCGAGUAUCAUGUUGAUGGAGCGGAAGCGGUCGAGAAGGAUGCAAAACCAGGGUAUCUUGAACGACACAUACACAGUGAGAUCUACAAAAGAUUUCCGGCGAUCAAUACCGUGGUACAUAGUCAUGCUGGCGACGUGCUGCCGUACUGUGUUAGCGAUGUGCCGCUGAAGGCUAGUAUACACAUGGCUGGAUUCCUCGGCACAAAUGUACCUGUCUGGGACGCUUCUGGCCACUAUCCUUCCGGUUCGAAGCAUGAUCUUCUUGUCCGCGAUGCCACCAUGGGUUCGUCUCUUGCUGCAACCUUCAAGCCAGCAACCUCCACCGGGUUCAUCUACUCCAAAGUACGAUCUGCACUUCCCUCUCAGCUCGGGGGCGCGACUUCGGAACCAAAGCUGGAGCCAGAUCAUGCCGUCGUUCUUCAAAAGGGGCACGGCUUUACGACUGUGGCUCACGGCAUUGAGGAAGCGGUGUAUCAGGCGAUAUACACCAAAGAAGCUGCAAAGGUGCAGACAACUGGCUUGACGAUUCAGAACGCGUUUACUGGCUAUGCAGUCCAAGGCAAGGUGGAUGUUGAGGCUGGCGGGAAAAUCAAGAGUGGCAAGGCCAAGGCGGAAGGCGGUCUGCACUAUCUCAGUGACAGAGAGUCGCAUGAUGCGUGGGAGUCUAUUUCAGGUACAAUCGCGAGGCCGUGGGCACUUUGGUCUCGAGAGGUGGAAGUCAAUCCUUUGUACAAGAACGAGUGUCCUGAGGGUGAAGACUGA
Molecule: messenger RNA, 966 nt
Organism: Plenodomus lingam JN3
Lineage: Eukaryota; Fungi; Ascomycota; Dothideomycetes; Pleosporales; Leptosphaeriaceae
Cellular component (GO): cytoskeleton
Molecular function (GO): actin filament binding
Source: RefSeq, a predicted model, not a curated record